Messenger RNA from Olea europaea var. sylvestris, 1332 nucleotides. Its product is annotated as (RS)-norcoclaurine 6-O-methyltransferase-like. NCBI's taxonomy places the organism in Eukaryota, Viridiplantae, Streptophyta, Magnoliopsida, Lamiales, Oleaceae. Gene Ontology annotation, biological process: methylation. Bases 141 to 1175 code for a protein of 344 amino acids. Gene Ontology annotation, molecular function: protein dimerization activity; O-methyltransferase activity; S-adenosylmethionine-dependent methyltransferase activity. The transcript is spliced from 2 exons. The record is from RefSeq and is a predicted model, not a curated record.
AAAUACUAUCAGAGAGUGACCCCAUCCUGUUGCUGUGGAUAUGCAUUCCAGAAGCAUCUCCAUGUAGAAUUUCUCUUAAAAUAAUUAUCCAAUCUUUACCUUAAAAGCUUCCUUCAAUAUGUUGGCUUCUUGAAAGAAAGAUGGAAAAUGAAGAAGCACAAGCUCAGGUGGAUAUCUGGAAGUAUGUGUUGGGCUUUACUGAAAUGGCAGUUGUCCAGUGUGCCAUCGAGCUUGGAAUAGCCGAUGUCCUCGAAAGCCAAGAUGGCCGCCCCAUGACACUCGCGGAGUUGUCUUCCACCCUCAGUUGCUCGCCAUCGAUUCUCUAUCGCAUUAUGAGGUUUUUGAUCCGCCGCAAAAUCUUCAAGGAAAUUAGCAUCGACCAAGAAUCAACUGGUUAUGUUCAAUCACCCCUUUCGCGUCUUCUUAUGAGAAAAGGAGACAACAGUAUGGCUGCUUUUGUGCUGCUAGAGAGCAGCCCGGUGAUGCUUGCGCCAUGGCACGGCUUAAGUGCUCGUGCAUUAGCAAAUGGGGCUUCGGCAUUUACGGCUGCUCAUGGCGAGGAUGUGUGGCGCUAUGCAGCGGAAAAUCCUGCGCAUAGCAAGCUGAUUGACGAUGCAAUGGCUUGCCACGCAAGAGUGGCAAUGUCAGCAAUCAUUGAGAAUUAUGUAGAUGUGUUCAAGGGAAUUGGGAGUUUGGUGGAUGUUGGAGGUGGAGAUGGGACGAGUCUUGGAAUUUUGGUCAACAAGUGUCCUUGGAUUCGUGGGAUUAAUUUUGAUCUCCCUCAUGUGGUAUCUACUGCUCAAAAUUGGGAUGGUGUCGAGCAUAUUGGCGGCGACAUGUUUAAGAAAAUUCCAAAGGCUGAUGCUGCUUUUCUCAUGUGGGUAUUGCAUGAUUGGGGAGAUGACGAGUGCAUCAACAUUCUAAAGAAGUGCAAAGAAGCAAUUCCGCGAGACACGGGGAAAGUGAUCAUUGCAGAGGCUGUGAUUAAUGAAAAAGAAGAGAAUAGGUAUAAAGAUGUAAGUUUGGCACUCGAUAUGGUGAUGAUGGCUCAUACCGACAAAGGAAAAGAGAGGACUUGGAAAGAAUGGGCGAAUGUUCUAACUGCUGCUGGCUUCUAUAGGUACACCGUUAAACAUAUCCAAGCCGUUCAAUCUAUAAUCGAGGCUUAUCCUUGACCUUUGGCCAUUUUAGACUGUAAUAUGAAUGAAUAAUUGAGUCAUCGAAGAUGUGUGUGUUUUCGGGGCCAAAUUAAUAAAAGUAUUGCUUGUGAAGUAUGUAUUCGUGUAUAAGUUGAAAUUGAUAUCCAAAAGAACAAUUGUAAUGCCUUCUUUA